AUGAACAAAAAUGGAACAGCUAAAAUGAAUGAUAAUCAAAUAAGAGCCGAAGGUAGAAGGUUAUUUAAACGCUUCUAUAACAUUCCUGAUGGUGUUAAUCCUAAAACUCGUAGAAGUUAUUUAAAUGAAGCCAUAGAUGCAUAUGAAGGAUUUGACAUUUCAUCAGAAAGUGAGAGGUUAGCAAGAAUGUUAAACGUUAAUAUUGAUUUUUAUUAUUGUGACCCUCAACCAGAAGACGUAGACAUUAACAAGGUAGACUUUCCAUUAGUGGAAUCAAUAAUGAUAGAUCCAGAAUUUGAAACAGUAAAUAUUUUAUUAACACAGAGUCCAUGUGGAAAACUUCACGCUGACAGAAUUACAGACGUUGAAGCACUCACAGGAUAUAAAGUUUGCCCCUUUUGCAAAGAAGAAGUAUAUUCUAUCCGUGAUGAUCCAGAAAGGAAAAACCAAAGAAGAUUUUUAAAACAUUGUGAGAAAUGUAAAGAAAAUAAUGGAAGAUUAAUUCAAGACGUUCAAUUGCAAAACACACAACAACCAUAUACACCACAUAUCACGAAACAGAAGAUAUAUCAGUGGUUAUUAGCACAUAAUUUGCAGGAAUAUUAUAAACCAACAAGAUAUUAUAUUACUUUUGACUUCGAAACAUUAGAGACUAAAGAAGAACUUCAACUUUCUGAAUGUGCAACUUUGAACGCUUACUUAAAACCAUUUAUGGUAUCAUCAACUGUCAAAAUAAAGCCGCAAAGCGGCGAGGUCGUAGACCGUGAUAAAACAUUUACGAGGAAUUUUUGCUUAACAUCAAGUGAUUCGUUCAUCUCUGAUUGGAUUGAAUUUUUAUUUUCAACCUGUUCAUUAGUUGCUAAAUCAAAUAUUGAACAAUAUGAAGAAUUAAUGAAUACAUUAAAUGAAAAACAGAAGGAAGCAUUUAAAGAACUUCUAGAUGAGGAAUUCAAUAAAGUGAAUAUCAUAGGUUUUAAUUCGGGAAAGUUUGAUUUAAAUUUAAUUCUUCGUGAUUUAAACACUGCAAAAUGGAAAAUAAAAUCAAUGCUGGGUUCAUCUUCACAAUUUAAGCAAAUCAUUGUAAAGAAAACAAACGUUCCAUAUGAAUUGAGAUUUAUUGACAUCAGAAAUUAUAUAGUGGGUGGGACAUUAGACCAAUUCACUCAAGAUUUCGGAAAUAAUAAAACACGUGUUAAAUCCUUUUUCCCUUAUCAAUUCAUCACAUGGGAAAAUUACGAAGAAGAAUUAUAUAAAGAGGAACCAUUCACGAAAGAUUCAUUUUAUUCAGCAUUAACCCAAGAAACUAUAUCAGAUAGUGAUUAUCAAAUAUAUCUCAAUGAUGCUAAAAAUUUUAAGAAUAGAUUAGAAUAUUUUAUUCAUUAUUGCAAUAAAGAUGUUGAAAUUAUGAUUGACCCAAUUGAUAAAAUUAUUGAAGAAACAUUUGUUUAUAAAAUUGACAUGCUUCAUAAUCUUUCUUUAUCAUCGAAUGCUUCAAUGAUUCGUUACGCUUUAGCAUAUAAAGACUUUAAUCCUAAUGAAAAAUAUCCUGAGGAAGAGAUAGAAUCAAGUUUUGAAUUAACGAAAAAGUAUUGGAAAUAUAAAAUUGAAUCAUAUAAGAAACAAGAUGAAAAGGCGAAAAGAGAUACUAAAAAUAAUGUUUCAAUGGAUGAUUUUCAAUACUAUCACGAUUUAAUCCUUUCAUCUAAAUGCAAAAUGUGUGGUAAAGCGUUUACAUAUGCAAAUAAACCAACAUUGGAUAGAAUCGAUAAUGAAAAACCACAUACCAAAGAAAAUUGUCAGUUAAUGUGUUGUUAUUGCAAUGUCGUAAAAUCAAAUAAAGAUGA
Molecule: messenger RNA, 1844 nt
Organism: Trichomonas vaginalis G3
Lineage: Eukaryota; Parabasalia; Trichomonadida; Trichomonadidae
Product: DNA/RNA polymerase superfamily
Exons: 1
Molecular function (GO): nucleic acid binding
Source: RefSeq, a predicted model, not a curated record